Messenger RNA from Sardina pilchardus (European sardine), 3555 nucleotides. It is a transcript of the gene ipmkb, whose product is annotated as inositol polyphosphate multikinase b. Lineage: Eukaryota; Metazoa; Chordata; Actinopteri; Clupeiformes; Clupeidae. The record is from RefSeq and is a predicted model, not a curated record. Gene Ontology annotation, biological process: inositol phosphate biosynthetic process. Bases 680 to 2011 code for a protein of 443 amino acids. The transcript is spliced from 6 exons. Gene Ontology annotation, cellular component: cytoplasm; nucleus. Gene Ontology annotation, molecular function: inositol tetrakisphosphate kinase activity; inositol-1,4,5-trisphosphate 3-kinase activity.
UAGUUUGACAUGCACGCUCAGCAACCACGCUCCUAACCAAGCGAUUGGUUUUCCAAAGACAACAACGUAAACCGACGAUCUGAAGGGCGGACAUGUCCAUCGGAUACAAAAGAGUUAUGAAUGUUUUGUCCUCUAUGCCUUUUAUCUGAAACUGGAGGAACAUCGAGGCAAGAGAGAGAGCGAAUCUUGUGGUUUUGCGUCAGGGGGUGCGUCACGCUACUCGCCUUCUGGGAUGCGUAAGCAGCAAACAACAACGGAGCUCGCUUUAUUAUGCAUUUGUUUUCCCAGCACUACCGAAUCGUCGGCGACCGUAACAGGCUCAGGGUGCACUCGUGUAGGUUUUGGGAUUACACAUGGCUCCGACCUCGCCUUUGUUGGUGUAAUUAUCGAGGCGGAGUACUCAAGUAAGGAAGUGGGAUGUGGCCUGCCUGCAUUUCAUGUGGCUGGCUGAAAUGUGGAAAUUAUAAAAACAGCGCUUCAGAACGGCUGCAUGAUCAUAAUUUGGAUCUCAAACACCAUCUUCCUUUGAGGCAGCUCUGACUGAUAUCUUAGUACGACUUCGGAGGCAUGUCGCGAAGUCUGUUUGGAUUCAUUCUUACAGUAUGUGAAAUAUAGCUAGCGAGCUUGAUGUCCACUCCCAUACGGACGAUCCAUUGAAACAUUUGAGUCAACAGUUACAAUGUCGACGCAGCAUCGCAUGAUGGACACCUCGCUGGCACUGGAGAGACUGGAGAUCACCGGUUCCGUGGGUAACCGAGGAACUUGUGUGCCCGGAUCCGUGAUGAGGGAGAAGACCGUACAGGCGGCCGCUCACACUCACCUGAAUGGAUGCGUGCCACUAACCCAUCAGGUGGCUGGUCAUAAGUAUGGCGUAGACAAAGUAGGAAUUCUGCAACAUCCGGACGGGACUGUCUUGAAGCAGCUUCAGCCUCCACCGCGAGGGCCAAGAGAGAUGCAGUUCUACAGCAUGGUCUACUCAGAGGAGAGCGUAGACCCCUGCCUGCUGGACCUGCAGAGGUACUUGCCCAAAUACUUUGGCCCCUGGUCUUCACCUGAUGCCCCUGCAGAGCUGUACCUGCGUCUGGAGGACGUGACUCGGCGCUUCAGAAAGCCGUGCAUCAUGGACGUGAAGAUCGGCCAGCGCAGCUACGACCCCUUCGCCUCCCAGGAGAAGCGGCAGCAGCAGAUCCGCAAGUACCCCCUCAUGGAGGAGAUCGGCUUCCUGGUGCUGGGCAUGAGGGUGUUCAAACUGGACUCCGACACCUUUGACACGUAUGACCAGCACUUUGGUCGAGGCCUCGAUCAGGAUACUGUGAAAGAAGGCCUCUCUAAGUUCUUCCACAAUGGUGAGCGUCUGCGCAAAGAUGCCAUAGUGGCAAGCGUGCUCAAGGUGCAGCAGAUCUUGGGCUGGUUCGAGGAGCAGAAGCGCUUCCACUUUUACGCCAGCUCGCUCCUGUUUGUCUACGAGGGCUCGCCGCCUCCCGCAGUACCUGCCGGCACCACCGGGGGCACCCACGAGCCACUCAGCCCUGGUGGCGGUGAUGGUGGUGGUGGUGGUGGUUGUGGUGAGAGACAGGUGGUCCUUGAGUACAACAACAACAUCGAGCAGAGCCUGUCCACCAUGUACGCCCUCCACAAGCAAGCCUGCACCCGCCAACACCACGCCGCCAUGAUGCCCGACAAUGGGGCCUGGAGGCACCCGGCGACAGUCGCCCAGCAACCGAACGGCAACCGCAUCCCCCACGCGCUGGAGAGGCUGAGCCAGGAAGGAGGGGACGGAGGAGACAGCGAACGCCAUAACGGAGCGGAGGAAGAGGAGGGCGGCGGGGGGAGGAGGAGGAAGAGGAAGAUGCCAACGAGAGGGGUCAAGGCCGGCGGGGAGGAGGUGGAGGUGAGGAUGAUCGACUUUGCCCACGUCUUCCCCAGCGAGAGCUGCGACGAGGGCUACAUCUACGGCCUGAAGAACCUGAUCCGGGUUCUCCAGGAGCUACUGGAGGAAGCAGGGGAGUAGCAGCUCAACACAAGGUCUCACGUUUGGGACUCAAAUCUCACUCUCUCCACUCUCUCCCACAGACACACACACACGCACACACACAGAUACACAUACAUACACACACAGACCCCUCUUUGUGAAAAGUCCUAUCCUGUGGCACACAUUUGUCUGUCCAGUUGUACAUGGAGGCGUGGUGGUGGCCCCAGACACACACACACACACACACACACCCACACACACACACACACACACACACACACACACACACACCCGCUCCCCUUGCCCUAAACCUCUGCACUAUCAGCACUCAAACGGAAGGCAUUUCCUUUAUUGGUCUUAUAUAUUUGUUUUUGUGUCUUUGUGUGUAUGUGUGUGUGUGUGUGUGUGUGUGUGUGUGUGACAGAGAGAGUAUUUGUUUGUCUGUCUGUUGGUUUGUUCUUUUCCGUUUAUACAUUUGUCAGUAUCUUACUCAGGUAAAAUGAUAUUUGUGUAUCGGUCCUUGGCAAAGGUGAAUUAUUUCUCGCCAAGCUUGCAGUUUGUCUCACUGUAACCGUUGACACUUUGCUUCCUAGUGCUCUUGUUCUAGUGUUUUUAAGAAGACUUUAUUUUAACCAGGUGUUUUCUUUUCUCCUCUUCAAAGGUCACAAUUAGGAAUGUGUGUCUCUUUUGUCCCAAAUUUGCAUUUGCUGCCAAAUCGACCCUGUCUUCUCUCUCAAAAAAACCCUUUUGAUGGUAACAAUUGGUGAGGGUAUAGAUAAAUGUCAACAUUUUUUUUAACUAUUAUUAUCACUUACUCACUUUAUGUACUUAUCAUUUAUAUAUACCAUUUAUACAAACAGCUAACCUGUUUUGUGUAACUCAUCAUACCCUACAUUUUAUGCAGCUUUGAUGGUUAGAAAAAUGUUAUAAAGAAUAAGAGGAGACUUGGUUUGAAGAAAUGCAAUCUAGAAUGUCCCUCUUGUUGAUAUAGAGGCACUGCCAAAGGAGUUUAGUUUUUGGUUGAGGUGUAUGCAACAGAAUGUUACAGAUUUUUUUUUGGUCACCCUUCAUGCAGUCAGCGGUUAAUUUACUCUCAGUGUUGCCCAGAACGUCAUUGGUAGGGUUUUAUCACUCCAAAAAAACAAAAUUGAAGGUACAUAUUUCUGUGCGAGAAGAACCGUACAGGUUUUCUUUCACCACGUUAAAGCUUUUUCCAAGCCAUUUAAAAAGUGAAAACAAAACAGUUGAAGCAGACCAUAUUUUAAUUAUUAUUCUUUUUUAAAUGUGGCAAGGAAAGCCGGAGUGAUGUGAAAGAAGGAGGGGCACAUGGAUUUCUGCUUGAAAUGUUGGUGACAUAAAAAGUAUAUACUGUAUUUCAUUUAAAUGUAGUGUAAUGUGUGUUUAAAGACAGGAAUGGCCAUUUAAUUCUAUGAUUAGUCUGAACUGAAAUGCCUGUAUGUUGGUCAAGCAACAUGACAAAUUGAUUUAAGCUAUAAAAUAUAUCUUAAAGGGAUAUUCCGCCAUUUUUGGAAAUACGCUCAUUUUCCACCUCCCCUCGAGCAAAACAAUCGAUAUUUACCUUG